AAAAUUACAUAAAUCAUAAAUGUAAAAUUACACGAAAUUUGAAAAUGUACACAAUUUCAUCAUUUAUCGUGUAAUUUUACACUUAUUAUUUAUAUAAUUUUACUUUUUUUACAGUAGAUAUCGUCCCACGAUUACUAGGAUUUUCAGGGUAAAUUCUAAGAGAAAAUUUUCUCUGUAAAUGCAAGAAUGCAAGACGCGAGGUUGACACUCGAGCGAGUUACGAAAACAUAUGAAUACCUCUCCUCUUGAACAACGAAAUUGACAAGACACAUAAUUAGCUCUAUUUUCGAGCAAAGACGUAGAAAAUUACAAGGAAUUAGAUACGCUUCUCGCGUGGAGCAAAUGAGAUGACGAGACGAUGGUGAUCGCUUCGAAUAUUAUGAAAAAGGAGAAAAAAGAGAAGAAAUCAACAAAAGUGCGAAAAUUAACCUAGAGAACGAGACUUCUGAUCCAAGCGAAAAGGAUGUCCGGUGAUCUGCUACCGGAAUCGGUGAACUUGUUCCUGGACGAUUUUGAGACCAGCCUAUGUCUACCAAUUCUCGUGGUUAUGGUGCUCUGCACCGCUCAGUUUGUAUUUAAUCACGUCUUCGAUAUUGGAUACAUGAUUUAUCAGAGUAUAAGGAAGCCGAUAGCGGAGGGGGAACAAGAUAGAGAAACCGCAAACAUGAUUGGAAAACUGAAAGGAAUGCUAACCGUUCUAGGUAUCGGCAAACCUGAUACGGCGAUUAAAAAUCCGCAAGCAUCUCGAUCGCGAGAGGAGGAGUGGGACUAUUGCGAGGAUGAUGUGGACUAAGAUAACGAAAUUGUUGUCCAUGUGUUGUUGUUGUUGUAAAUAAACGGCUUGAUAAACGAAUAACAUUCCCUCAUCCUCUUAUUUCCACGCAUCGUAUCAUCAAAUCGGUAUACAGAAAAUAUUUACACGAAAAAUACAUUAAGAAUGAUAU
Molecule: messenger RNA, 944 nt
Organism: Nylanderia fulva
Lineage: Eukaryota; Metazoa; Arthropoda; Insecta; Hymenoptera; Formicidae
Source: RefSeq, a predicted model, not a curated record